Messenger RNA from Morchella importuna, 1158 nucleotides. RefSeq lists its product as uncharacterized. Bases 1 to 1158 code for a protein of 385 amino acids. The transcript has a single exon. The record is from RefSeq and is a predicted model, not a curated record. NCBI's taxonomy places the organism in Eukaryota, Fungi, Ascomycota, Pezizomycetes, Pezizales, Morchellaceae.
AUGAAUUCGAAUCCUCCCACGGCGCCUCUCAACCCCCUUGCUGCCGAUCCUCCUGGUCCUAAUCACUUGAAAUGGACUUGCUCUCAAUCAAGACAUGGACCAUACUGCAUCGAUUGUGAGGACAGCGAAAAAUCUCAUUUGACUUGUAUCGAUUGUCACGGUUCACUUUGCUACGGAUGUCACGGCCCAUCUGGAACCACAAUUUCUUCAAGUCUUUAUACUACAGACGGUUGGACUCCUGAGAUGGAGAAAGAUUGCUUUGGAGUAGUUGGCAGAAUCGACGAAUGGGAAAUUGGUGCAUAUGUGGGCUGGGGUGGGGUGGAUGAACCGGAGCCUGAGCCAUCAAACUUACAUUCGGUGGAUGAAUCCACUGGAGUGCCAGACGCAGACGUCCAUUCCACACUUCUGGACAUCAAUAAUAUUGAUAAACAAACCGGCGCUGACCAUAUUCCCGAGGUUUUCAGGGGAACAUAUGAACCAAUGAGCUCCUAUAGUAACAUCAUGUCCGAGGUUCUUUCCUCCCUCAAAAGCACCUCUCGGAACGUUAGCGGAAUCCCUGCUCCUGCUCCUUCCCUUUCAGAACCUCCUAAAGCAACCUCAGACGACUAUGGCGACCCCUUCAGGCGCAUGUGUGAAACUCGAAUCUGGGAACAGUGCGCACGCUGCGGAAUCGGUACAUGUGCCGGCUGUCUUGGUUACGAGGAAGAUCUCUACGAACCCGGAGGCCCUAAAUACAUUAUUCAAGAACCGGAAUAUCGGAGCUGUUACGCUGGUUGUGGGAAACGGUUUUGUGUCUCCUGCAUCAACAGACCUACAAAUGGCCCUGGAGAACUGGUGUGUGGCGCUAUUUGGACCGUCGAAAAGGAUUCUGAGUACCAGGUUGAUGAGUUUCUUUACCGGGGCCUUGCCGACGUGCCUGGAGAUGCAGCAAACGGCGGUAAAGGCGGUAAAGGGGUGCGAUGCGGUGCUGUUUUGUGCGCAGAAUGUCAAGAUGGCGAGAUGCUGAUUAGGCCAACUAUUGUACAGAGACCGGGGGAGAUUGAAGUUGCGGAUGAGAAGGAGAGAGACGGGGUUGAGACGGAAAGAAGACGAAAUGAUAGGAGGGGUGUAUGGUUCUGUGCCAGGUGUGAGCUGGGUAUUAGGCCGGUUAAUAUGUAA